AUGUGGCGGCUAAGGAUCGGGGAGGAGGCCGGCGGCCAGCCGUGGCUGCGCACCACCAACGCGCACGCCGGCCGCCAGGUCUGGGAGUUCGACCCCGCUGCCGGCGGAGGCGCCCUGGACGACGUCGACGACGCGCGCCGCGACUACUCCAGCCGCCGGCACCAGCUCAAGCACAGCGCCGACCGCCUCAUGCGCUUGCAGUUCGCCGAGUUGGGUGCUCCCAAGCUGGACGUUCCUGGUAUCAAGCUCCAAGAGCAUGAAGAUGUCACCGAAGAAGCUGUUUUGACCUCUUUAAAGAGGGCAAUUGGACAGUUGUCUACUCUCCAAGCACAUGAUGGACACUGGCCUGGGGAUAUUGCCGGCCCUAUGUUCCUUCUGCCGGGCUUGGUAAUAGCACUGCAUUCAACUGGUGCUCUAAAUACUGUCUUAUCGUCAGAGCAUCAAAAGGAGAUACGCCGGUAUCUCUACAAUCAUCAGAACAAAGAUGGAGGCUGGGGAUUGCACAUUGAGGGCCCAAGCACCAUGUUCGGUUCUGUCUUGAACUAUGUUACCUUGAGAUUACUUGGAGAAGGAUCAGAUAGUGAAGAUGGAGCCAUUCAGUUAGCUCAGAAUUGGAUUUUGGAUCAUGGAGGAGCAACCUUUACAACAUCAUGGGGAAAGUUUUGGCUUUCGGUUCUUGGUGUAUUUGACUGGUCUGGUAACAAUCCAUUGCUUCCAGAACUAUGGUUACUACCAUACUGCCUCCCAUUUCAUCCAGGGCGCAUGUGGUCCCAUUGCCGAAUGGUAUACUUUCCCAUGUCUUAUAUAUAUGGAAAGAGGUUUGUCGGCCCAAUUACACCAACUGUAGUGAACUUACGGAAGGAGCUCUAUAAAGUACCCUAUGAUGAGAUAGAUUGGGACAAGGCUCGCAACCAAUGUGCUAAGGAGGAUCUGUACUGUCCUCAUCCACUGGGACAAGAUAUCUUAUGGACCACUCUUCACAAAUUUGUUGAACCAGUUCUGUCACAUUGGCCUGGAAGCAAAUUGAGGGAGAAAGCUUUGAAAAAUGCCAUGCAACAUAUUCAUUACGAAGAUGAGAACACCCAAUAUGUUUGCAGUGGUGCUGUAGGGAAGGUACUGAACAUGCUUUGUUGCUGGAUAGAAGAUCCUAACUCAGAGGAAUUCAAACUUCAUAUUCCAAGGAUCUAUGAUUACUUGUGGGUUGCUGAAGAUGGCAUGAAGAUGCAGGGUUAUAAUGGGAGCCAACUUUGGGACACAGCUUUCACAGUUGAAGCUAUACUGGCUACGGAACUCACAGAAGAGUUCUGUCCUACUCUUAAACUAGCCCAUGACUACAUAAAAAAUUCACAGGUUCUUCAUGACUGCCAUGGAGAUUUGAGUGACUGGUAUCGUCAUAUAUCUAAAGGUGCAUGGACCUUUUCUACCACCGAUCAUGCGUGGCCUGUAUCAGAUUGCACUGCAGUAGGAUUAAAGGCCUCAUUGUUGUUGUCAAAGAUUUCUCCGAAAAUGGUUGGGGUAUCAAUAGAAGCCAAUAGACUUUAUGAUGCUGUCAAUUGUCUGCUUUCUUGGAUGAAUGGAAAUGGUGGCUUUGCAUCAUAUGAACUCACCAGAUCUUAUGCUUGGCUGGAGUUUCUCAAUCCUUCUGAGAUCUUUGAGGACAUAAUGAUUGAUCAUCCUGUUGUUGAAUGUACUUCGGCAGUGAUCCAGGCCCUGGCUGCAUUCAGAAAGCACUACCCUGAGCAUCGAAGGGAGGAGAUUGACAAAUGCAUCCAUAAAGGCGAUAACUUCAUCCUGAGUAUUCAAAGGAGUGACGGCUCAUGGUACGGCUCCUGGGGUAUUUGUUUCACCCAUGGGACGUGGUCUGCAGUGAGAGGGUUAGUUGCUGCUGGAAGGACAUUCAAGAACUGUCCUGCUAUCAGGAAGGCCUGCGACUUCUUGUUGUCGAAAGAGGUUCCUUCUGGUGGCUGGGGAGAAAGCUAUUUGUCAUGCAGGGAUAAGGUUUACACCGAACUUGAAGGAAGGCGCCCCCAUGUAGUCAACACCAGUUGGGCCAUGCUGGCCCUAAUUGAUGCUGGGCAGGCCGAGAGAGACCCAGGGCCUCUGCACCGGGCAGCGAAGGUCUUGAUCAACCUACAGCUAGGGGAUGGCGAGUUCCCUCAGCAAGAGAUCAUCGGCAUCUUCGCCAGAAACUGCGCCAUCACCUACUCCCAGUACAGGAACAUCUUCCCUAUCUGGGCGCUCGGAGAGUACCGCUGCCGUGUCCUGGGCAGCAGAGCACCGGAGGGACAUGGCGAUGCCUAG
Messenger RNA from Triticum turgidum subsp. durum (durum wheat), 2301 nucleotides. The record is from the annotation of a GenBank genome assembly. Lineage: Eukaryota; Viridiplantae; Streptophyta; Magnoliopsida; Poales; Poaceae.